Ciona intestinalis (vase tunicate) is the source of this 589-nucleotide messenger RNA. NCBI's taxonomy places the organism in Eukaryota, Metazoa, Chordata, Ascidiacea, Phlebobranchia, Cionidae. The record is from RefSeq and is a predicted model, not a curated record.
CAACGCAGCAAUCGCCCUCCUAUAAUUAAAGUGUUGAUUAUUCGCAUUCCGAUGUUUUUCGUCGCGGUCGAGCUGCAGUUUCAACACGUUUUAUUCCCAUACUCGUUUAGUUUGACUUAGAAGAAGUACGUUACACUUUAGUUUAAAUCUGCAAGAAAGAAAAUGGCUGCGACUUUAAUUCGAGGCAUGAACUAUCAUAUGAAAAUAAAGAAGUCUCUUAGAACGCAAGCAGUGACUUAUAUGUUCUCGGCCUCUUUAGCAGCAGGUGCCGUCGCUUACACUUUGAUGUGUAAAGCCGACAUUUCAAUCAACCGUUGGGGCAACAAGAGACCGAUGGACAAAGUGGAUCCGACUCAGCCCGAGCAAAAGUUGUUCACAGCUUUGGAGGAGGACAGGAGAAGGUAUAAGAUGGAUGGAGCGGUGGACGGUCUACGAAAGGAGAUUUACAAAGGGGUUGAAUUCUACACCAGGUCACCUCCCUACUUGAAGACCAAUUAACUUUCUAUCCUUUUCUGUUUGUUUCUGUAACUUGAUAGUUGAUAUAUCAGCAUGUAUUCCUCCGAAUAAAAGAAAGCGCUACGGAAUCGUU